CAGCAGGUCCCGCCUUUCCUCCCCACCCAUUCAACUUUCAAACCUCCAUUAGUUGUCGAAGUUAGGGAGGAGGGAUUGCGCUCUAAGGAUCGUUAGAGAGAAGAAAAAAACAAAACCAUAACGUCCACAUCAGCAACUCUACCGCCUAAGCUGGUUUUGGUUGUUACCUUUCCUUCCCCGUGGCUCAUCACCUUCCGUGUCUUGGUAUCAGGGCUGCCACAGAUCUGCUGCCACUUCUCUCCUGCCCUCUAUUUCCAUCGCCUUGUGCCUUUAGUUCAGUACCAUCUGAGCUGUUGAGGAGCUGAGGGUGUCAGAAGAGGACUAUAGAAGACAAAGAAGGUGUGAAAAGGCAAACUGCUCUGUAGACCCAACUGCAUGCAGAAACGAUGCUGCUUAUACUUCUCUUCAUAAUCUUAUUUCAUCUGGCCUCGGUGGUUUUGCUCUUCAUCUCCACAAUCAACAAUGCCUGGUGGACAAAUACAAACAGCACUGCAGAUAUUUGGCAGAUAUGUACAAUGAAUGACACUGCUACGUAUUGCUCUCCCGUGCCAAGCACAUAUGGUGAAUACAUUCAAGCAGUUCAAGCCACCAUGAUUCUGAGUACAAUCCUUUGCUGCAUCGGCUUUCUUUCCUUCAUUCUGCAGCUGUUCCGCCUAAAGCAAGGAGAGAGAUUCGUCUUCACAGCCAUCAUUCAAAUACUGUCAAGUCUGAGCGUCAUGGUUGCAGCUGCCAUUUAUACAGACCAAAAAGAUGAGUUUCACAAGAAUGAUAAAGAUCUAAAAAAGGGGGACUACGGUUAUUCCUUUAUUUUGGCCUGGAUCGCGUUUGCAUUUACUUUUGUCAGUGGUGUGAUGUACUUAAUAUUACGGAAGCGUAAAUAACGGGAGGCCUCUUUUCUGAAAGUAGAAUAUCAGGCCUGAGUGAACAUAACCUUUCUGUAUAUAUUCCAAUUUUUUUUUUGUGAGUUUUAGCAAAAUUGUCUUUUAAGAAGUAUUGUGUAUGUAGAGAUGUGUAGAAGUAAUAAAAUAUACUGGAAGCUCAUCCCAUAUUACAUUAAGAAAAUAGUUGGGAUACCUUCUAGCAACUUUACUUUU
Molecule: messenger RNA, 1094 nt
Organism: Protopterus annectens (West African lungfish)
Lineage: Eukaryota; Metazoa; Chordata; Ceratodontiformes; Protopteridae
Gene: EMP2
Product: epithelial membrane protein 2
Exons: 6
Coding region: 387-881 (164 amino acids)
Cellular component (GO): plasma membrane
Source: RefSeq, a predicted model, not a curated record